AUGGCUGCCCUCCAAUCCAACCUCCUCUGCAUCGCUGCCCUGCUGCUCAGCGCAGUGAACCAGUCCUAUGCCUUUGCCCUCCCAGCACUCGAAGACCCCUUUGGCAGCCCUCUCCUGGACGCUCGCUCCAGCAACAACAACAAUAAAAAAUCCUCCACAGCCAGGAAGCUCGCCAAGGGUGCUAUCAUCGGUAUCGCGGUCGGUGUCGCCGUCUUCGUCCUCAUCAUCGUUGCCCUGAUUGUCUGCUGCUGCAUGAGAAGACGCAAGAGCAAGAAGGCACGCGAGAUUGGCCAGUAA
Messenger RNA from Clonostachys rhizophaga, 297 nucleotides. The record is from the annotation of a GenBank genome assembly. NCBI's taxonomy places the organism in Eukaryota, Fungi, Ascomycota, Sordariomycetes, Hypocreales, Bionectriaceae.